Schizophyllum commune H4-8 is the source of this 551-nucleotide messenger RNA. RefSeq lists its product as uncharacterized. Bases 124 to 402 code for a protein of 92 amino acids. Lineage: Eukaryota; Fungi; Basidiomycota; Agaricomycetes; Agaricales; Schizophyllaceae. The transcript has a single exon. The record is from RefSeq and is a predicted model, not a curated record.
AGACCUGUGACAAAGGAGGAGUUGUUCAAUCUUCGACAUGCCCAAGCACGCAACGUGAUUGAGCGCAUUUUUGGUGUAAUCAAGCGUCGGUGGCGCAUUCUGGUUGCACCCCCGGAGAUCGACAUGCAGUACCAGGCUUUGCUUCCUUCGGCCCUUGCUGCACUACACAACUUCAUCCUUGAACACGACUUCACCGAGAGGGAGGAGGUUACGGAGGCCAUUAGCUCAUCGGCCACUGCCUUUCUCGACCGUCAGCCACUCGAUCCUAUUCAUUUUGGUGCAUUGGCCGCUAGGGUUCCAGGAAGGGCAGAGGCACGUCGGGCAAAGCAGAAGCGGGAUGCGAUUGCGCAGGCAAUGUGGGAUGAUUACCAAGCAUAUCUAGCAGCAGAGCAGAACAAGUAGUCUACGGCUAUGCGAAUGGGUCAUCCUCCUCCGCAGCAUGCACAGGCUGAGGUUUCCCAAGGCGCUUGCGCACCCAAGUUUGACGCAACUCUGUGUCAUCGUGGUUGAGGGCCAUGUACGCGUCCGCCAUCCGCACAUUGUCGAUGAAG